Messenger RNA from Callithrix jacchus (white-tufted-ear marmoset), 4831 nucleotides. RefSeq lists its product as uncharacterized. NCBI's taxonomy places the organism in Eukaryota, Metazoa, Chordata, Mammalia, Primates, Cebidae. The record is from RefSeq and is a predicted model, not a curated record.
AUGGGAGUUCAUGCUGACACUAACACCCUCCAGGGCUGCUUAAGCACCAGCCAUAUGCUAUUUUACACAUGGAAGUGCUUCUGGAAAUUGUCCUUUAGAUUACAUCUCAAAUACCCGAAGGAAGCUGAUUUUUCCAGGCUUGCAGUAGCUUCUGGUUUAAAAUGACAUCUGGCAAAAAGCUUCUCACCAAGGGAGUUUGGAUGGCAAGAAGGAAGAAAAUCCAUGCCACCACCAAGAACUGGGUUUGAUUAUCAACAUUUUCUAGAAUCUAGGGGAAAGUUUCUCUACUUCCAAGGCUAAUGGUAAUCGAUUGGAAAGCAUACUCACUGAAUCAACUUUGAGGGGUCACUAAAAAUUAAUAAGAAAGCCUGAUUGUUUGAAAGUGACUGACAACUUUUACCUAAAUGCCUUCUACUUUAUCAGCUAGAAAAUUGGACAGCCAUCACCUUCCUGAGGGGGUGUUUCUUUUGUCAGGCAUAGAGGUAUUUCUACCCUCUCUAGCAAAAACUGAGAGGAAGGAAUUAGGAAAGAUGGAAGGCAGGGGUCGCUUUGGUAGUAGAUCCUAUAUCCCAGCAGGUGUUGACUGCCAGUAACAGGCACAAGAGAAAAUUUUAUCUCAGCAUAGAAGAGCUACUUUACAAGAAAGACACUGAGAAUUUGACUAUAAUCUGUGUUCGUUUCCCUCUCUUCCAUCUGUACUUCUUAAGAUGAAUUCCAGAUUAUACUCAGGUUGAGAAAUAAUGGGAUCAAAAGCAAUGCAACAUGUUUGCAUGUGAAUACGAAGCCCAGUAAAUAUUCUUCUCACUUGAGAAUCAGCACACAAAUAUGAAAAAUAGAUUUUGAUUAUAGUUUACAAAUGUUCUGUCUUUUCUUGCCAUAGGAUUAUAUUUCCCCAUUAUGUUUUACUAAGGCAUGGUCAUGUGACUUGCUCUGGCUAAUGGGAGGUGAGCAGAGUAAUAUGUAUUGCUUUUGAUUGAAAGCCUUAGGAGCCAGCAUGUGACCAGUAUGUUAUCUAUAUCAUAGAGCCAUCAUGAUGGCCAGAGAGAACCUGCUCUGUCAACUUGGGUUCCUAGGUGACAAUGACAUGGAACAGAGCCUCAGGUGAUUAGUAGUAGAUGGCUAAUGUGGGAAGAAAUAAGAAAUAGCCACACUGUAUAUAGUAACCCUCAUUCAUCAUCAACAUCAUCUGCUCCUGACAUCCAACCAUCAACAUCCUCAUGGCUUGAUGACCUAGAAUCACCCAGGGCAGAUGAUCCUUCUUCUGACUUAGCGUCAGAAAGUCAAUUGUAGCCUAACACAACAUCACAAUGCCUACAUCAUUCACCUCACUUUAUCUCAUCAGGCAUCUCACAUCAGCACAAGAAGGGUGAGUGCAGUACAAUAAGAUAUUUUGAGAGCAAGAGAGAAGGAACAUUCCAGGCACCUGGCUAACCUUGAGCAGUCAGUGAGCAAACUGGUAAGUGAGAAGGUAAGAGUUGCUUAAGACAAUAGCUGAGGAAGUCAGAGUCAAGGGAAUUUUUGGUUCUCUACAGAAGUUAAAGAAGCCAUCUUAGCAUCUGUCUCUGAGUUGCUUUCAGAAACUCAGACUUUCACUAAAGGGAUUCUCUGGCCCAUAGACCUCAGAUAAGGGGGAACUGAGGACUGAAUGGUGACUGCUGUUCUGUGAUCUCAGUUUCUUCCUGAGUGGCUACACCCACAGAGAAAGGAAGCCACACCCAUGAGCUCCAGCUAACAUUCUUGUCUGUUGAUCCCAAAUUUUUAGGAAAACUUUACUUUCUUCACCAACUGCAGAUCAGAAAAUCUUUGAAUCCACCGAUGACCUGUCCCCCUCCAAUUCGAGAUUUGAGAUGUCCUGUGUUUUUAGGUCAAACUGAUAUACAGCUCCCAUGUAUUCAUUUAUGACUGCCUGUAACCUCUGCCUCUCCACCUUUAAAACCCUUACCUGUAAACUAUCAGGGAGUUCAGGUCUUAGACAUGAGCUGCCCAGUGCUCCUUGCUUGGUGCCUUGCAAUAAAUGUCUCACUUUCACUUUCUCUCACUGUGAUUCCAGCAUCAGUGUUUGGUUUUCUUGUCUGGGCAAGCAGACCUGAAUUUGGUUUGAUAACAUUCACACUGUCUAUCUCUGUCCUGCAAAGGCAUUACCUACACUUAAAAUCAGGCAGUAUCCUUUGCUUAUAUUAACUAUCACCAUAAAAGGCUGAGAAACUAUGUGAAUGAAUUCUUCCAGCAGAUAGUGAUUGAGCACCUAGAGCUUGUGGCUAGAGGUCAAGAACAGACUUAAACUCUCAUCUCACGUGUCUUACAGUCUAGCACCCAUGUUCAGACAUUAGCCAAAUAACCAGACAAAUCACUGUUUACUUUUAAACUGAAACAGUCCUCUGAAAGAAAGGGUCACACUUCUAUGGGAGCUUCAAGAGGUAUUCUGAUGGUCCUCUCAACCAGUAUGAGAAAUAAGGAAUCCACAAGUUGAGACUUCCAGGUCAAUCUGCAAGAUGGGUGGCUGACCAUGUCAUUCACUGGGUUAUGAAGAUGCUGGCCACUGGAGGAAUAACACUGCCACUCCCUGGGAAGAUGACAGUGCCGUUUGCUAAAUGGGUGCUAGUGGUGUUCCCAGGGUGAAUAAUGAUGUCACUCAUUGGAUGGAUGAUGACGUUGCUCACUGAAUGGAUGAUGAUGUCACUCACUGGAUGGAUGAUGAUAUCACUCAUUGGAAGGAUGAUGAUAUCACUCAUUGGAAGGAUGAUGAUACCACUCACUGGAUGUAUGAUGAUGUCACCCACUGGAUGGAUGGUUACAUCACUGUCUGAAUGGAUGGUGAUGUCACUCACUGGAAGGAUGAUGAUGUCACCCACUGGAUGGAUAAUGUCACUCAAUGGUUGGAUGAUGACAUCACUCUCUGGAUGGAUAAUGAUGUCACUCACUGGAAGGAUGAUGAUGUCACUCACUUGAUGGAUAAUGUCACUCAAUGGAUGGAUGAAGACAUCAUCACUCUCUGGAUGGAUGGUGAUGUCACUCACUGGAAGGAUGAUGAUGUCACUCACUUGAUGGAUAAUGUCACUCAAUGGUUGGAUGAUGACAUCACUCUCUGGAUGGAUAAUGAUGUCACUCACUGGAAGGAUGAUGAUGUCACUCACUUGAUGGAUAAUGUCACUCAAUGGAUGGAUGAAGACAUCAUCACUCUCUGGAUGGAUGGUGAUAUCACUCACUGGAAGGAUGAUGAUGUCAUUCAUUGGAUGGAUGAUGAUGUCACUCUCUCAGCUUUUUUGAUCAUGGUGGGGAAAUGCCAUAAGCUGGUGAACAAGAACUGUGUCAUUCACUUUUGUAGCCCCAGGACCUACCACUGUCCUUGGUGCAUGUAUUAUUGUUUUCAUGCUGCUGAUAAAGGCAUACCAGAGACUGGAUAAUUUAUAAAUAAAAAGAGGUUUAAUAGAUUCACAACUCCAUGUGGCUGGGGAGGCAGCAUGGCAGAAGGUGAAAGGUACAUUUUAACAUGGCAGCAGGCAAAAAAGAGAAUGAGAGCCAAGCAACAGGGGUUUCACUUAUAAAAGCAUCAGAUCUGGUGAAACAUAUUGACUACCAUGAGAACAGUAUGGGGAAAACUGCUCCCGUGAUUCAAUUAUCUCCCACCAGGUCCCUCCUACAACACAUAGCUACAAUUAAAGAUAGGAUUGGGGUGAGGACACAGCCAAACCUUAUCAGUGCGUAAUCACUAUUUAACAAAUAUUUGUUGAAUGUGUUAAAAGGACAUUUUUAGAAAAAGGUAAAACCAUGACUAGCACACAGAUAUAAAUACAGACACUUGUUAGAGGAUGUAUUUUAUGUUUAUAAUGUGAGGGAUGCAGGCAGAUGUCAGAACCAUUUCACAGCAAAGGUCAAAACAGCGCAAAUUUAUGUCUAGUAAAAGAACGUUGAGAUGAAUUUCAAAUGGAGACAAAAUUGUUUCUUUCAAAGUAGGAAGAAGUCAAUUUAAACCACUACCAGCUGUGACAGUAUUUACAUAUCUAUGACUUACCUGCAAUUUACAAAGAGUUUCAAAAUUGCUGGGAGAUAAUGGACCAGGCUGCAAUCUGAUAACUCAGAGGGCAUGGGAUAGGCAGUGCAGUUUUCCACUGAAACACAAAAAUGUUUUAUCUACAAACGAAUGAAUCACCUGUGUCAUCUUGACAUGCAGAGAAGAGAGAACAUUAAUCAAUAGAAACAACUUUAAAUCAGGACCUUGGGUACAAGAUAACAGUUACCAUUUUUGAGACAAAUCAUCGUGUUCCCAAGUUGUGUGUCUCUCCUGGCUGCUCUGGCAGAGACGGUGGAGCCAUGCUUGUGGCUCGUGGCUGUGCUGCGUGUCCUUGUGGUUGCAGGGAGCAGUCUCAGAGCACAAACUCUGCCCUGAGCCUUUUGAGCCCAUGCUGUGAGCAUUUCUACUCAAAGCAGGCUCAGCUGUAGCAACAAUCUGCUCCAGAAUUGUACAUUAUAUUUGUUAGAUCUCAUAGGCAGUAGUGGAUUCUAUUUUCACUGUGCUCCAUUUAUGAGCCAAAAUGAGCCCUGAUGCUCUAUUCAUAACUGCUGGAGCAAGAAUUGCAGGAAGCCUGGUCCUGACAGUGAUAUUUCCACUGCCUGGCUGAUGACCUGGCAUGAGAGACUCGCUCUGAGGCUGAAGUGAGCAACUGCUCAUUGGCUGCAUGGCUGAUUGGCAAGGGAAAGGCUCUCAGCCCUUCUCUGCCCCUGUGUGUUCUGCUGGGAAUGAAAGUUCUUUGCAGGCACAGAGGGUAGCCACUCCCCCUCUGUAAACAAAAUGACUGAUGUCCUCCUCCAGCCUUCUUUCAUGAGUAAAAUU